UCUCUCUCUCUCUCUCUCUCUCAAAGACACGCACACAAUCGACCGGACGUCUGUAGUUGUUUUAAAAUCGAUCGCCCUUACUUCUAUAUUCUCUCAUUAGGUUUGACCAUUAAGGCCAGCAUCAGCUUCUUCAUUUUGCACAUCUCCCAUUUCCUCCAUCAGAACUAUCAAUCUUGCUUUUUCUUCUCUAAUCUCUUCCUCCCCCGAGAGAGAGACCAUCAGAAUUUUCUAUCUGCUUUUUCUUCAUUAAUCACUUCCUACCCCGGAAGAGAGAGAGAGAGAUGGCAGGCAAGGAAGGAGGCUACGUGGGGAGAAGCCGGGUAGUGAUGGAGGACGGUGGUGGCAGCGGUGGUGGCGAUGGAAGAGGAGGAGGAUCCAUGAAGAAGACGAUCAUGUGGUUUCGAGAGAGGAUGACGCUGGUAGCUGUCAUUCUCGGCCAGAUGGUCGCCUUCCUCAACGCCUCCACAGCCAUCUCUUCCACGGAGCUCGUCAAAAGAGGGAUCAAUGCUCCAACUUCGCAAUCAUUCCUCAACUACGCGCUUCUGGCAAUAGUUUACGGCAGCGUUGUGCUUCUCCGGAAGAAAGGGCUCCGCGCCAAGUGGUAUUACUACAUACUUCUUGCACUUGUCGAUGUGGAAGCUAAUUUUCUUGUGGUGAAAGCGUACCAGUACACUUCCAUGACAAGCGUGAUGCUGCUGCUUUGCUGGUCCAUUCCUUCGGUCAUCAUCUUGACAUGGCUCUUCCUCAAGACUCGCUAUGGCUUCAUUCAGUUCUUCGGCGUGGCUGUCUGUAUCGGCGGCCUUGUCGUCAUCGUCUUCUCCGAUGUCCAUGGAGGCGGUGAUAGAACCAGAGGACCCAACCCGCUGAAAGGAGAUUUAAUUGUUGUAGCAGGCGCCACGCUUUAUGCAGUUAGCAACGUUUCUGAGGAAUUUUUGGUGAAAAAUGUUGAUAGGAUUGAGGUAAUGGCAAUGUUGGGCGUCUUCGGAGCCAUAGUUGGCGCAUGCCAAAUAGCCAUACUAGAGCGGCAGGAGCUGAAGUCCAUUAAGUGGACAGUGGGCGCAGUGAUGCCCUUUAUUGGAUUUUCUCUAGCAUUGUUCUUGUUCUACAGUUUGGUGCCAAUCUUGCUUAAGAUAAGCGGAUCUACGAUGCUUAAUCUUUCAUUACUUACAGCAGAUGCAUGGUCUGUUCUCAUUCGCAUUUUUGUGUAUCACCAAAAGGUUGACUGGAUGUAUUUCCUUGCAUUUUUCAUGGUCAGCUCUGGAAUCAUAAUUUUCUCAUGGGCUUCCAGAGAGAAGAUAGCGGCACCUGAUGGACAAAACAGCCUCCAACUCAGUGAAAGAGAUGAGGAGGAUGGCCAACGAAACACUAACACUUAUGCCCCACGAUUUGCGACACCAAAAACAUAAGCAUUAUCUAGUCGUCCACCACUGCAAGUCAUAUCCAUGGGUUCAAUUUGAGAAGAAGGCCUUUUCUUCUCCUCCUUCUUCCUCCCUCGCUUUUUUUUCUGUUUUCUUGUCAUUUCUGCUUUGAUUUCUGUUUUGGUUUCCUUUUCUUUGAAGCUGUUUAAAGAAGAUAUGCUUUUCAGCUAAGAAAACAUAUGCGGUUUGCUACUUCAAGUUUACCCCGCCAUGUAACUGCUUUGAAAUGGGAAGGCGUUCUCCAUUACGGAGAACAGGUCUGCAUUCGGUUGGCCUCCGUCAUGUACAGGUCAUGCAUGGUUUGUGCAGGAACGUUUCAGCAGUGGUUGAGUUUUGUUAUGACAAUCCAGUAAAGGUUCCAAAGCCAUGGCUUAAGCUUUGUGGGACAUACUCCACAAUUUCCUUUCGUUUUUUUCUCGUUUAGCGUUCAACGUGAAGAAAAUGGUACCUUGGUGCAGCUUCUUUUUAAAGAUGAGUAGGUGAAAAUAAGUAUGCUUCUCCACAGGUCCAUGCUCCCCUCGUUUUUAGUAGAAUAUUGUUCUCAUUUUUUAGCACUCUUCAUAGAACCCUCUGUAUCAAUGAGAACCGAAAGUCAAAUAUCCCAGCGAAAAGACACUAAAAGUGACAAAACAUGAUCCAGCAAGCUUGAAAUGAAACCAAAGUAUGAUCCGAACGCUAGUGUGAAUAUAAGGGCGCAACAGCCUUAGAAAGCAGGCGAGUGAUUAUGACCCGACACCAAGGACUGUUUUAUAAACUGCCCACAGGAGACCUCAAACUGCUAGUCAACGAUAACA
Molecule: messenger RNA, 2212 nt
Organism: Nymphaea colorata (pocket water lily)
Lineage: Eukaryota; Viridiplantae; Streptophyta; Magnoliopsida; Nymphaeales; Nymphaeaceae
Exons: 11
Coding region: 282-1406 (374 amino acids)
Biological process (GO): transmembrane transport
Cellular component (GO): membrane
Molecular function (GO): transmembrane transporter activity
Source: RefSeq, a predicted model, not a curated record